Closterium sp. Naga37s-1 is the source of this 1599-nucleotide messenger RNA. Lineage: Eukaryota; Viridiplantae; Streptophyta; Zygnematophyceae; Desmidiales; Closteriaceae. The record is from the annotation of a GenBank genome assembly.
AUGGCGACGCACGGGGAGGCGCUACACAGCCGCGCUUCGAGACUCGCGGAGAUGCGGAAAGGCUUGCGUGCGUUGGCGACGAAUGGCGACGAAUGGCCACGUCCCGGCGACGCUUCCUUGUGCGCGUCUCACGGGCAGCAUGAUGUGGACUCAUGUGUCGCUACCAGCAGCGCCUCGUUGGUGCUGAGCACGGAGACGCACUGCGUACGGCAGCGCACGGCAGAGAAGCACGGCGCACGGCGCACGCGGAGAAGCACGGCAUACGGCGGAGAAGUAUGGCGCACGGCGGAGAAGCACGGCGACCAACGCCUCCGCAUGGGUCUCUCGGGCGGCGCUUGGCGGUGCUUCGACCGUCGCUACCAGAAGCGCCUUCCUCCGAAUCGGGCUGAGGGAAGCGGAAGCGGCGCUGCCGGCAACGGGACUUCAAGCUACGCCGACUCCCUCACAUGCGCAGGACCAGGGGAGCGGCGGGAGCGGCGCUGCCGGCAACGGGACUUCAAGCUGCGCCGACUCCCUCACAUGCGCAGGACCAGGGGAGCGGCGGGAGCGGCGCUGCCGGCAACGGACUUCAAGCUGCGCCGACUCCCUCACAUGGGGAGCGGCGGGAGCGGCGCUGCCGGCAACGGGACUUCAAGCUGCGCCGACUCCCUCGCAUGCUUGGCGGGAGCAGGAGCAACCAGCGCAAGCGCCAGGCAUCAAUCGCGCGCCUGCGCCUGGUUCCCCCACUCCUAUUCCCCAACGGCCCCCUACUCCCCUUUUCCCCUCUCCCCCUCUCCCCCUCUUCCCCUCUUCCCCUCUUCCCCUUCCCCCCACCUCCCCCCUUUCCCCCGCAUCCGCCCCCCAGUCACGGCGCCAUCCGCGCGCUACCUCGCAAGGUGCCUCUGCCUCGCCAUGGGGAAUCUCUGGGAGCAGCUGAGCAAGGCGCGCCUCCACCUGGCGGAAGCCAUGGCUCUCUGGGGGCGCGCCACUGGGGGCGCACGCUCGUGCUGCAGUCGCAUCGGCAGCAACAACCUGCCACCUGGCAUGCUCUGCUCCCGCGUGCGCGGUCUUUGCCACAUCGGUGCUGAUGGGGCGGAGGAGGCAGGAGGAGGUGCCUCUGUGCUGAUGGGGCGGUUCGUGCCGUGGGUGCGCGAGGAGUACCUCUGGCGGACAGUGCUGCCCGCUUGGGAGGGGCGAGGGGGAGCGAGCUCGGGGGAAGGGGAGGUGGACGCGGGGAAACGGGGGGAAGGACACGGUCACGAGUAUCGAGAGCUCAUGCAGGCAGCAGGGCAACGCAUCUUCAGGGAGAAGCAAGCACCCAUCUCAGCUGCUCCUGCCCUCACCAUCGGGUUUCUUUCUCAGUGCUUUGUGCUUCUGCUUCUCCCCAAACAGCUUGUCCCCUCACCCGCAAAGACCCCAGAGGCAUUGCACGGUGCGCACAGCAACGAGCGGCUGGGCAACAACAUGGAUGGGGAUCUGCACAACCUGCAUGUGGACAAGGCAUUGCGGCACCUGCACCUGCACCUCACGCUCCUGCAAACCCUGCCCAGUCAGUCCCCCCUCUCCCCACUUGCCCCUUCCCAUGUGCCUGUUGAGUCAACUCAAAUGACACCUGCCUAG